AUGGCCAAGAGAUCAAACAAGCAAAGUAGAUCCAAGACCAAUAGAAGGAUUCAGGAUGCCUUGCAGAUAGCUGAGAAAUCAGAAAGGUAUCAGAAGAGUUCAAGGAACCAGGGUUCUGACGACUCUGAUACCGAUGGUGCCAUCAUGAACGCGAAGAGGUAUGUUCAAGGAGACUAUGGAGACGAUAACGAAGAGUUCGUCGACGAGGAGAUUGACUCUGAUGAGGCAUUUGGUCCAGAUGAUGAUUUUGAAACUUUUAAAUCCAAGGGCACAGACAAAACAACAGCAAAAGGCAAAGGAAGAGGGAAGCCCUCCCAUUUGGAAGACGAAGAUGAGGUCGACGAAGAAGAAGACAGCGAAGAUGAGGAGGGACUUGUUACUCUUUCUCAAGCUUGGGAUAUGGAUGAUUCCGAAAAGAGGAAGGCAAAUUUUGCCAAAAGCACUCAACAGUUGAUAUUGAACGACAACAUUGAUUCUGCUGAAUCUAGCUCAGAAGCUGAUUCCUCGUCCGAAGAAGAGGAAGAAGAGGACCCGUUUGCAGAAAUGGAAUCAUAUGAUGAAGACGAAGUUGAGUUAAACACAGUUGUUAAAGAUUUGGAUGAUGCCGACAAGAAUAAGAACAGAGUUUUGAUUAAUCCUAAAGACGAGGAAGAUGAAUAUAAGGUACCCACCACAGGCCACAAGCUAUCUCUUAAACAGAUGUUGGAGGCAACUGGGGAUUCCAGUAUUUCCCAAGAUAACUUUUUACUUAGAAGGAAGCUUGUUGACGGCAGCGAGUCCGCUACUAUGGCUGUACCGUUACCCAAGAGACUACAACAAAGAAAAGAGAGAGAAGCCGCGUACGAGCUCUCUAAAGCUGAGGCUGACAAGUGGCAAGAUACUGUGAAGUCAUUAAGAGAAGCAGAGCAUUUGGUAUUUCCUCUUCAACCACAGAAGGAUUCUGACGAAGAACUAGAAGAGCCAGAAGCUAAGGAACUGAAACCUCUGACCAAACUGGAAACCGCUGUUAACGAAGUAUUGAAAGCCUCUUCAUUACUUGAUGACAAGAAGGAAUCUACUUUUGAAGAAAUGGCCACCGCCAAAAUGAACCCCGCUGACCUUCGUCGUAGGCAAAACGAAUUGCGAAUGAUGCGAGAGUUGAUGUUUCGAGAGGAACGUAAGGCUAAGAGAAUAAAGAAGAUUAAAUCUAAGACUUAUCACAAGAUUAAAAAGAAGGAACGUCUCAGAACUGAGCAACUUGUUGAAGGUGAUGAAUCUGAUGAGGAGGAACACGAUUCCAAGAGGGCCCUUGAAAGAAUGUCCUUGAAACACAAAACAAAUGGACAAUGGGCUAAAUCUAUAAUCAAAAGUGGAAUGUCAAAGGAUAAAUCUGUUAGAGAUGAGCUUGAAGAGACUUUGAGACAAGGAGAACGUUUAAGAGCCAAGAUCCAGGGAGAUGAGGAUUACAGCGAUGCUCGCAGUAUUUCAGAUUUGGAAUCAGAUGGAGAGGAAUCUGAUCCUGAGCUUAGAUCUAAGAUCGGUAAGGGAGUGAUGAACAUGGAUUUUAUGAAGAAAGCUGAAGCCAAACAGAAAGCAGCAAACAAAGAAGAAUUAGAAAGAUUGAGGAGAUUCCAAGAAUACGGCCAAGAAGACGAUCUUGAUGAAUUCCGCAACGAGUCCACCUCUGCAAACGUUGUAUUAAACACAGGGAGACGAGUCUACACUCCAGGUGCUGCUCUUGAGCACAAAGAGAUCGAAGAGGAAAAUGUGAAGGUAUUGGAAGAACACGAAAUCGACAACGCAAAAAGCUUAACCAACAAAUUGAGUAAAACGGUACAUCGUGAAAAAUCAAAAAAUGCUGAAGAUGCAGUCAAAGAGUCCGAAUCUCAGAAUGAGAAGCAACCUGAAGAAGAGAAUGAUAGCACUGUUAAUCCUUGGCUGACGAUCACUACUAAUGGUAGCACUCACAAAUCCAAGAAGGUAAGAGUAAUUGACAAAGACUCAUCAAAAUCAGAAAAAGCAGCAGCCAAAUUGACCAAGACAAAGAAAAGAAGUAACGCACAUUUAGAAGAAGACGGGCCGAUAGUUGAUAUGAACGAACGACUGAAGAUUGUGGAUCCCUAUGGUUCUGAUGAGGAUGACGAAGAUGGGUCUAACGUCCGAAUGUUCAAACAGACAGAACUUAUUCGUGAAGCUUUUGCCGGAGACGAUGUGAUAGAUGAAUUUCAAAAGGAAAAAGAGGCUAUCAUAAAGGCUGAUGGUGACAAAGAGGUAGAUUUGACUCUACCCGGAUGGGGGGAUUGGGCCGGAUCAGAUAUCAAGAAAAAGAGACGGCGAAAGACGGUCAAGGUUGCCGGCGUUGUUUCGGAAGAAAGACGAAAGGACAGGCAAUUAAACAGUGUCAUUAUCAACGAGAAGGUUAAUAAAAAGAAUCUGAAGUAUAGGACUGACAAAGUUCCAUACCCCUUCGAGACCAUGGCUCAGUAUGAACAGUCGCUCCGUACACCAUUGGGACAGGAAUGGAUCACUAGAACAACUCACCAAGAACUCAUCACUCCCCGUGUGAUUGUCAACCAUGGUGCUGUCGUUGAUCCUUUAGAUGCACCUUUCAAGUAA
Molecule: messenger RNA, 2595 nt
Organism: Komagataella phaffii GS115
Lineage: Eukaryota; Fungi; Ascomycota; Pichiomycetes; Pichiales; Pichiaceae
Product: Nucleolar protein, component of the small subunit (SSU) processome containing the U3 snoRNA
Exons: 1
Coding region: 1-2595 (864 amino acids)
Biological process (GO): rRNA processing
Cellular component (GO): small-subunit processome; nucleolus
Source: RefSeq, a predicted model, not a curated record